Messenger RNA from Nothoprocta perdicaria, 3552 nucleotides. It is a transcript of the gene DDX18, whose product is annotated as DEAD-box helicase 18. The coding region runs from base 1 to 1911 and encodes 636 amino acids. Gene Ontology annotation, biological process: maturation of LSU-rRNA from tricistronic rRNA transcript (SSU-rRNA, 5.8S rRNA, LSU-rRNA). The transcript has 14 exons. The record is from RefSeq and is a predicted model, not a curated record. Gene Ontology annotation, molecular function: RNA helicase activity; ATP binding; nucleic acid binding. NCBI's taxonomy places the organism in Eukaryota, Metazoa, Chordata, Aves, Tinamiformes, Tinamidae. Gene Ontology annotation, cellular component: nucleolus.
AUGUCGGUGGCGGUGGCGGCCGGGAACCUGCCCAUGCGGCUGCUGCGCAAGAAGAUCCACAAGCGCAACCUGAAGCUGCGGCAGCGCAACCUGAAGCGGCGGGAGGCCGAGCGGGCAGGUAGGGCGGCGGCCUCGCCGGGGCCCACGGAGGAGGAGGARGAAGAGGCGGCGGCGGCUCCCGCGGAGGCCGCGGCUGCAGCGGCCCCGGCUCUGGCGGAGGCCAAGAGGAAGAAGAGGAAGAAGAGGAAGGUGCCGGCGGGCGCCGAGGACGGUACAGAGACUAAAAAAGCAAAGACUGAAGAAGAUGAGCCCGCACGGAGAGAAGAAGAUGAAGAUGGGCAGGAUUCGGGAGAGAAAGCAGAAGCAGAGGAGGAGGAGGAUGAAGUGCCCAGUUUGCCACUGGGUGUAACAGGUGCUUUUGAAGACACUGCGUUUGCUUCCCUUGCUGGUCUUGUCAGUGAGAACACCUUGAAAGGCAUAAAUGAUAUGGGCUUCACAAACAUGACAGAAAUUCAGCAUAAAAGUAUUAAACCUCUUCUAGAAGGCAGGGAUAUUUUGGCAGCAGCGAAAACAGGCAGUGGCAAAACACUUGCAUUUCUUAUUCCUGCAGUGGAGCUCAUCUACAAGCUGAAAUUCAUGCCUAGAAAUGGGACGGGCGUUAUUAUUCUUUCACCCACUCGAGAGCUCGCCAUGCAAACAUAUGGAGUUCUUAAAGAACUUAUGAAUCAUCAUGUUCACACCUAUGGUCUGAUAAUGGGGGGCAGUAACAGAUCAGCAGAAGCUCAGAAACUUGGAAAUGGCAUCAACAUCAUAGUGGCAACACCAGGAAGACUUCUGGAUCAUAUGCAGAACACUCCGGGCUUCAUGUACAAGAACUUGCAGUGCUUAGUAAUUGAUGAGGCAGAUCGUAUCUUAGAGGUUGGGUUUGAAGAAGAAAUGAAACAGAUCAUAAAACUUCUACCAAAGCGCAGACAGACAAUGCUUUUUUCUGCUACUCAAACCAGAAAGGUUGAAGAUCUGGCUAAGAUCUCUUUAAAGAAAGAGCCGCUAUAUGUUGGGGUUGAUGAUAACAAGGAAACAGCAACAGUAGACGGUCUUGAACAGGGCUAUGUGGUAUGUCCGUCRGAAAAAAGAUUCCUUUUGCUCUUCACCUUCCUCAAGAAGAAUCGGAAAAAGAAAUUGAUGGUGUUUUUUUCUUCAUGUAUGUCAGUGAAGUACCAUUAUGAGUUACUCAACUAUAUUGAUUUGCCCGUUAUGGCCAUUCAUGGCAAGCAGAAGCAAACCAAACGUACUACAACAUUUUUCCAGUUCUGUAAUGCCGAAUCUGGAAUACUGUUGUGCACUGAUGUAGCUGCUAGAGGACUGGAUAUUCCUGAAGUGGACUGGAUUGUCCAGUAUGACCCUCCGGAUGAUCCAAAAGAAUACAUUCAUCGAGUCGGAAGAACUGCCCGAGGUAUCAAUGGUAGAGGCCACGCGUUGCUCAUUUUGCGACCAGAAGAACUGGGCUUUCUUCGUUACCUGAAACAAGCCAGGGUACCAUUAAGUGAAUUUGAGUUUUCGUGGUCAAAAGUUUCAGAUAUCCAGUCUCAGCUGGAGAAGCUGAUUGAGAAGAACUACUUCCUUCACAAGUCGGCCCAGGAAGCCUACAAGGCCUACAUUAGAGCUUAUGACUCCCACUCUCUGAAACAGAUCUACAACGUCAACAACCUGGAUCUGCCCAAAGUCAGCCUUUCAUUUGGUUUUAAAGUCCCUCCAUUUGUUGACCUCAAUGUGAACAGCAACCAAGGCAGAAGACUACAGAAGAGAGGUGGAGGUGGAGGAUUUGGUUACCAGAAAGCAAAGAACGUCCAUAAAGCUAAAAUCUUCAAACACAUUAACAGGAAAUCAGACAAUCGUCAGUUUUCUCGUUAAUCAUCCCUUCAUUAAAAUGGUUUCUGUCAUUAGAAAAGACUACCUUGAUCAAAACUAGCUCACAGUUACUUCCAGUUGAAACUGCUCUGUUAAUGUUUUAUUUUUGUUUGUUUUGUCUUUGCUAGCUUUAUCUUUMAGGAUGACUUGUGGGGAGGGAGAAUGAAGAUACGUCUGCCAGUUUUGCCUUGCUCAUAUUAAGGAAGAAGAUGGUUAGUCAGUACUAUAUUAAAGAAAAAUCUUUUUAUAAGAGAAUUUGCUUUUUUUCCCUUUUUUUUAUAUGCAUCUGCACACCUCUGAAAAGGUUUGGGAUAGGGAGGACAUACGGACAGAUUGUAGUCUGGGAUCACAUGCAACCAAGAGACAUCAGGGCUCAGAAAUGCAGAAGAGCUCUAAGUCUCUGAAAAUAUUUUUACAGURUAAAAGGGAUUUUUGUUCACAUGAAUCACUGCAGAAUUUUCUAGUGCUGCAAAACUGUCAAAAAAAAUGCUGGAGAAUAUAGGUGAGAUUGCUUUAGAACAGAAUAUAUGAAUGUAAUUAAGACUGAAUGAGUCUGUAAUUAUUUACAGUCAUGGCACCUAUUUUGUUUUUUUUUGUUGUUUUUUAAUUUUAUGAUAAAAUGCUAMUAUUCUAGUGAAAUGAUGAGAUUUACUUUGUGUUCUUGAUAACCUGCAUUUACCCAUUUGGAAUUGGCUAGCAUUUCCUCUUACAAAUAUGCACAUAGAGUCAAGAAAAGCAGAAUACGUCAUUUGAAGCUCUUGGCCCACAUCAUGAGUUUUAAAAUGCUAUGUAAACCUGAUGCAAUGAGAAUUGUUGCAGUUUUAUUUUGUAAAUUACAAAAGUGAAUUGCUUAGUUUUAGUCUAUCAGAUCGGUGAAUAAGAUAAAAAUACUGCCACACGAUCGAGGGGCUGAAAGAAUACAUUAUAAAUGUGCUUGUGUCCAAGAUUAAAAAAAUGAGAUAGUAUUUAGCGGUACUAGAGAGAGAUUUUGAAGAAGAAAUAGAGAAGACCAAAAUGGAAGAGCAUAGCAUACACAUGGCAAUUACCACAAAUACAGAGAAUAAACAGGAAAAAAAAUACGCAAGGUGUUCAAAGUAAGCAGAGGAAAUGUGUAUUACAAGUUCAUACCACUGCCAAAAUAGGUAACUAUUAUUCUCAUGAGGCUCAGGUGGUGAAGGAAAUAGUAUUUCAAAAAUGUAAAUCCAUCAGUGCAAGGAAGAGUUCAAGUGUUACAGAAUGCAGAACUCCAGCCCCCAAGUUUUUACAGUUAAACAUCUUAAUUUUAUUUUGCAUUCUGUAUCAUGUAAAAUGUUAUCCAGGACCAAUUAUGAAUCCAAAGGCAUUGAUAUUUUUUCCAGGGUAAUAUGGACUGUAAUCAAUUUUAUUUUUAAAAAUCAACAUGUCAGAUUGCACAUAGUAAUCUGUGCAUAGAAGUACUGGGGAAGAGUGUCGGAGCUUGGGUUUUCACCCUGUGAGGAGAUGGCUCUCGGGGAGAACAGCGUGGGUGGUGCGAGGGCCCCCCUGGCUCCGAGGCGAGUGCUCGCUCCAGCCACAACAGAGCAGGGUUCUUAAUUUUUCUCUUGUGAAACAGCUGAGCUACAGCCCUGUAACUUUUAAAGGCUCUUAAUACUGGUCUAAGAACUU